GCGGCUUUCCCAUUCUGCCAAUUCCGAGAGCAAAGAGGCGUCUGUGACAUGCGAUCGCUUGCCAAGUGACGGUACCCGAGUGUGAAGUGCCCGCGAGGAAGUGAGAGCUCCGACACCCGCGGCCGGGGGAUGACAGCCAUGAAGCAGGAGCAACAACCCACCCCGGGGGCCAGGGCGAGCCAGGCGCAGCCAGCAGAUCAGGAACUGGGAAGUAACAGUCCUCCACAGAGAAACUGGAAGGGAAUUGCUAUUGCCUUGCUGGUGAUUUUAGUAGUAUGCUCACUCAUCACGAUGUCCGUCAUCCUCUUAACACCAGAUGAGCUCACAAAUUCUUCUGAAACUAGACUGUCCUUAGAAGAGCUUUUGGGGAAAGAAUUUUCACUUCAUAAUCCAGAAGCUCGGUGGAUCAAUGAUACAGACGUGGUGUAUAAAAGCGACAAUGGACACGUCAUUAAACUGAACAUAGAAACAAAUGCCACCACAUUGUUAUUGGAAAAUACAACUUUUGUAACUUUCAAAGCAUCCAGGCACUCAGUUUCCCCAGAUUUAAAGUACGUUCUUCUGGCAUAUGAUGUCAAACAGAUUUUUCAUUAUUCGUUUACGGCCUCAUAUUUGAUUUACAACAUACACACCAGGGAGGUGUGGGAGUUGAAUCCUCCUGAAGUUGAGGACUCCAUCUUGCAGUAUGCAGCCUGGGGUGUGCAAGGACAGCAGCUGAUUUAUAUUUUUGAAAAUAAUAUCUACUAUCAACCUGAUAUCAAGAGCAGCUCCUUACGACUCACAUCUUCAGGAAAAGAAGGAAUAAUUUUCAAUGGAAUUGCUGACUGGUUAUAUGAAGAGGAGCUUCUGCAUUCUCAUAUUGCCCACUGGUGGUCGCCCGAUGGAGAGAGACUUGCCUUCCUGAUGAUAAAUGACUCCUUGGUGCCCAACAUGGUUAUACCUCGGUUUACUGGAGCUCUGUACCCCAAAGCAAAGCAGUACCCAUACCCUAAGGCAGGUCAAGUGAACCCAACAGUAAAAUUAUAUGUUGUAAACCUAUACGGACCAACUCAUACAUUGGAGCUGAUGCCACCCGACAUCUUUAAAUCAAGAGAAUAUUACAUCACCAUGGUUAAAUGGGUGAGCAACACCAGGACAGUAGUCAGGUGGUUGAACCGGCCUCAGAACAUCUCCAUCCUCACAGUCUGUGAGUCAACCACCGGGGCUUGUAGUAGGAAAUAUGAGAUGACUUCCGACAACUGGCUCUCUAAACAGAAUGAAGAGCCUGUGUUUUCCAGAGAUGGAAGCAAGUUCUUCAUGACUGUCCCUGUCAAGCAAGGUGGCCGUGGAGAAUUCCACCACAUAGCUAUGUUCCUGGUCCAGAGUAAAAGUGAGCAAAUUAUCGUGCGGCAUCUGACAUCAGGAAGUUGGGAAGUGAUUAAGAUCUUGGCAUAUGAUGAAAUCACUCAAAAAAUAUACUUUCUGAGCACAGAGUUUUCUUCCAGAGGGAGGCAGCUGUACAGUGCUUCUACUGAAGGACUGCUGAGUCGUGAUUGCAUAUCAUGUAACUUUAUGAAAGAACAUUGUACAUAUUUUGAUGCCAGCUUCAGUCCCAUGAACCAACAUUUCUUACUGUUUUGUGAAGGUCCAAGGGUCCCAAUGGUCAGUCUCCAUAACACAGACAAUCCAGCAAAAUAUUUUAUCUUGGAAAGCAACUCAGUGCUAAAAGAAGCUAUCCAGAAGAAGAAGCUAGCAAAGUCAGAGAUUAAAACCCUCCACAUUGACGACUAUGAACUUCCUUUACAGUUGUCCUUUCCCAAAGAUUUUAUGGACCGAAACCAGUAUGCUCUUCUAUUAAUAAUGGAUGAAGAACCAGGAGGCCAGCUAGUGACAGACAAGUUCCGUAUUGACUGGGAUUCUGUCCUGAUUGACACUGAUAAUGUUAUUGUAGCAAGAUUUGAUGGCAGAGGAAGUGGAUUCCAGGGCCUGAAAGUUCUUCAGGAAAUUCACCGCAGGAUGGGGUCAGUAGAAGCAAAGGACCAAGUAGCAGCUGUGAAAUAUUUACUGAAACAGCCUUAUAUUGACUCCAAAAGAUUAAGCAUUUAUGGAAAGGGGUAUGGUGGCUAUAUUGCAUCGAUGAUCUUAAAAUCAGAUGAGAAGCUUUUUAAAUGUGGAGCCGUGGUUGCACCCAUCACAGACAUGAAGUUGUAUGCUUCUGCUUUCUCUGAACGAUAUCUUGGUAUGCCAUCUAAGGAAGAAAGCACUUACCAGGCAUCCAGUGUGUUAAAUAACAUUCACGGCCUAAAAGAAGAAAAUAUACUAAUAAUUCACGGAACUGCUGAUACAAAAGUUCAUUUCCAGCAUUCAGCAGAAUUCAUCAAGCAUCUAAUAAAAGCUGGGGUGAAUUAUACUAUGCAGGUUUAUCCAGAUGAAGGAUAUCACGUAUCUGAAAAAAGCAAGCAUCAUUUGUACAGCACAAUCCUUAGAUUCUUCAGUGAUUGUUUAAAGGAAGAAAUACCCGUGCUACCACAGGAACCAGAAGAAGAUGAAUAAUGGACCCUAUUUAUAUGGAACUGAAGGGGGUAUUGAGGCUCAAUGAAAUCUAACCAAGAGACUGUCAUGUUGUAGAUGCUCCAGAAUUCCAAGGGCAGCUUGAAGAGAUGAAACUGCAACAGCACACUCAGACAAUGACCUAGAACUUGAAGACAAAAGUCCAUGUCUACUGUGUUGCCAAGGGUACAGAAGGUGUUUUGUUGUAAAAGGAAAUUCCAAGGGUUGGUUUCCUGGGAAAAAAAGACUUAGUUUCACAUUGAAGUAGGAAUAGUGCAUGUUUUCUUCUGUUAUUCCCUUUUGUUCUGUAACUAGUUACUCUUACUUUAAUUUCCAUGGCCACCGUCACCUUUGCUUACAGUGCAUUACUUACCAUCAGUACCAUCGUCUCUGAUCCUUGAUGGCUGAGCUGCAAUCUAACACAUUAAUGUACCUUUAUAAUAAGUGCAAUUCUCUCACUGUCUAUUAUGAUGCUUAAGAAAAUAUUCAGUUAAUAAACAAAAACAGAGUAUUUUACAUACAUUUCUGUUUUUACAAGGCAUUUAAAUGAGUCAAAGGCUAUGUAGAAAUACAGAUUUCAGCACCUUCCAAAGUUCAGGCAGUUGUCAGUAGAUAAAAUAUCUUUAAAUCAACACACAUGAGUGUAUGUCUCAUAAUAUUAUAUAUAUAUACAUAUAUACACAGAUGUGUGCAUAAGCAGACAGUGAGUCUACCUUUAUAUGUUAUUCAUGCUACAAAGGAUAAAUUUUGAUGAAUUGCAAAGGAUGCUCCUUUACAAGCUGUAAUGGAUGCUUCAUUUUUAAUGAGCCAAAUAUGAUGAAACCAUUUUUCUUCCAGUUCAAAUUCUAGCUACUGCUUCCCUAUAAAUGUUUGGGUUGUGUUUGGUAUUGUUUUUAGUGGUUAAUAGUUUUCUAGUUGCGGUUUACUUUUUUGGAUAUAAUACCUUGUCACAUGUAAAUUAGAUACUUAAAUAUUAAACUAUAGUUUCUGAUAAAGAAAUUUUGUUAAAAACAUGCAGUGCCACUGAGUGGCAUUUUGCCCUUUUGAUGGAGAAGGCUUUUUUAAAAAUUAGGUCCUUUUACUUCCAACUCCCAGUGCAGUACAGAAUCAAUCCUCAUUUUCAUUGUAAAAGCAAAGAUCUGAAUUGUUUCAUCGUUCCCGAGUCUGUUUAGUAUUCCAUGCCUGCACAGUCCAUCUGUUGCUGUUUAAGUUGAACCCUUGUGGUAAGAAUAAGAAGUGAAAUCUUACUUCUUCAUUGGCCAAGAAAUUCACAAACAACAGUAUCCAGCAUUUCAUUUGAAUGGAAGACACACAAGGCAUCAAUUCCUAUGCAGUGUCAACUUCAGGAGUUACUGAGAAUGGAAAAUAAACUUAACUGUAUGGAGCUUCAGUCAUGAGAAUGUUAAUUGCGGUGACUGAAAUUGGAGUGUGUUUGUACUCCAAGUCAGGGAUCUUUCAAAAGAUGUCUAAAACUCUGAACCAAGCUUUGAUGCUCAGAAAAAUCCAAGUAUUGUAAUGUUUUCAUGGUUUAAAAGAAAAUGAUCAUAAGGAAAGCUGGGUUGUCAUAGCCACUGAAAACCUGGUGGGGGUGGGGGACAGCAAUUUUACAAGUCAGGAAAUUGUUUAGUCACCCUCCUGCUCUGUCAAAGGACCAGCCCAGAAUUCUGCAUAUGAAGUCCUGGGAAUCUGUGGCUAAGUCUCCCUCUUUUCUUCAGAAUGCUCUUUUACCUUCUCUGCUCUAUUAGAUUCAAUUUAAUAUGGGAAAGACGAUCUCUCCAGAAAGACCCAUUUAGGUCUUUUUCAAGGAUAGAGAACACAUUUUUUAACAAAAUAGGUUGUAAUGUUUCCAAGGAAAGUUUUGCCUAUUUUAUUAAGAUGGAAAUUUCUUUUUAGGCUGAUUUGAAAUCCAACUGAAGCUUUUUAAUCAAUAUUUUAGAUUUCAACCACUAGAGUUUUUUAUGAUGCGAAUAAUUAUGUUGUCUGAAAGAUGUGGAUUUAUUGAAUGUCUAUUUGAGUAGCAUUUAAAAAGUGUUUACCUUUUACUGUUCAUCAUAUCUCUUGUUUUAUGGUUAUUAUCAUUGUUUAUCUAUUUUUCAAUUAAUUUAAUACAAUUUGUAAUGUGAAAG
This is a messenger RNA of Nannospalax galili (Upper Galilee mountains blind mole rat), 4655 nucleotides long. RefSeq names its product dipeptidyl peptidase like 10 (gene Dpp10). Gene Ontology annotation, molecular function: serine-type peptidase activity; dipeptidyl-peptidase activity. Bases 130 to 2532 code for a protein of 800 amino acids. The record is from RefSeq and is a predicted model, not a curated record. The transcript is spliced from 26 exons. NCBI's taxonomy places the organism in Eukaryota, Metazoa, Chordata, Mammalia, Rodentia, Spalacidae. Gene Ontology annotation, biological process: proteolysis.